GCUGCUAAGCGCUAACGGUAAACAACAUGGCGGCGAUGAUAUGAUGGAGAGCUAGCUUUGGCCAUUUCCCCCCCUUCUCUAAAUUUCAGGGAUUUUUAAUGACGAUUUUGUAGUGAAGUACUUUCGAUAAGAGGAUACGUUUGUGUUAUAAAUCUACUGAAGCUGAGAUUACAGUAUAUAAAAGCCGAAUACACAGUUAAAGGAGCUAGCUAGCAGGCUUGGCUAAGCACAAGUCAUAGCAGAAGAGGUUGUGAAAAGCAGAGAUUGGAAAGCGGUAUCAGGAAAGACGAUGGAUUCGUUGCUGUGAUGUUGAUUUCUGAUUUAAAAUCAACAGAAUGAGAUGCUCAUGGUGACUUUUCGGUUUAGGUUCAGGUUUCCAGGAAGAUGUUGCAGGUUUGAUUUUCUGUCAUUGAUCACUGCAGUCUAAUGAGAGGAGAGAUAUAACGCAUGCCGUCCAAAUGUCGGAGUGGAAACGCAUUUUCGAUGAAAACCGAGUGAUUCCUCCUCCUCAGCAAACAUCCCGGGUAGCACAGGGUCCGAGCCAGGCUUUCCAGCUCGUGCUCAAACGAUUGGAUGGGCUUCACUUAAACCAGGCAGAGGAGGUGAGAUCAGACAGGUACGAGCUGCGCGUCUCUCUGUUUGAUAACAGUCUGCAGCGUUUCUUUGGAAGGACAUGGAAAAGUGAACCACGUGAGGCCACUAAGCGAAAUCAAGAACAACCCAGCAAAGUGCAUUUUAAUGAGGUUGUAUACUUCCACACGUCUCUGUGUUUGGCCUCAGUGGUGGCUGUUGUGGAGCUGGCCUCUCUCUCUCCUGGGGCAGACACUUCCCAGAAUGCAGUGGGGCAGGGCUUUGGCAUCCUGCAUCUCUUCUCUGGACAAGCGCAGGGAGAGGGCAGGUUGAGUCUGUUCCAUGGUACUCCUCGAGCUCUGCUACAUCCAACACUGAGGGACCCACUGCAGAUGAAUGCAGUGCUGUCAGUGAUAGAAGGAACUCAGCUGCUGUAUUCUCUCCAGCCACACCCUGCCCUCAAUCCCAUCAUGCACCUACUCCCACCCAAUAUCAUGGUCUCUGGCCAUGAGCUCAUCCCUGGAGUCCUUCCUCCAACUGACAGCACAGCAGAUGCUCUGCAGAGACCUCGGCUGUUGCCGGCAUUCUCAUGUGCACUGGAGAGGGUGUGUGUGUGCCUCGCUCCCUCCAUACAGGCCUUCGAGGCAGACUUGCUCGAGAGGCUGAACAAUGAGCGCAACAACACGAGAGUGGGUGCGGAGGUGCGGUCGGUGGUGGUGCAAGAGAGAAGGCUGCACAUCGGUGUCCAUAAUGGCCUGUGCUGGGUGGAUGGACCUCAGGUGAUGGUGCUAGAGCACAUGGCUGGGGGAAGCGGUGGCCUUAAACAGAGUUCUACAGAGACACACAGUUCCGUCCUGAUGCUACAAGGUAACGUGGAGCUGAGAAUGAUAAGGCACCCAGCCUUCAGUUUGCUCUUCCUGCUGGAGUACGCCUUCUCCGUUCCCCUUGCCAGAGAUGGGAAGAUGCCCUCCAUGGCCGUACAGAGGGCGGUGUUUAUGCAAAGUGUGCGCUGGGGCGUAUGGAGUCCUUUCUCUGAUCCCGAUGGCCAGUAUGAAAGUGUGUGUGUUAGUCUGCAGGGUGGCUCCCUACCCAACCCCUAUGGAGUUAUGGUUUACACAGCACACACACAGCAGACCGAUGCAGAAGGAAGCGUUAUCAAAUUCAAGUUUACGAACAACUUGGAAGGCGCCACUUCCACUGUGACGUCAAAAUCAAUCUCUCAGGAAAAGCCUCAACCUAAGAAGUGGCACGCCACAUCCCACGAUGGAAGCAAGCUUGGACUUGAAGCUUCACCACUGUGCACCAUCCGUGGUCCCGGACUCUCGGUCUCUCAGCUGGCUGUGGCUUCGCGCUAUCCAACUCUGAGCCACACGACGGGGUCGCCAUGGCAACAGCAGCUUCCCGCUCCACUCGCUCUCUCCCCGAUGGCGUCGGCCCACCAGCUGUCACACGUUGUACAUCCUGCUGUAGGCAUAGCACACCUAGAAGUCAGCGCGAUGGAGAGAAAGGGAAUGGGGGAUGCCCCAGAGGAAGAGUAUGAUCUACAUGAACUGACCUUCACCCCUGUCCAUGCUCCUGUCAUCAUGCUGGGAACACACACAACAGGGUCCAGCAGGACGAGUUCUCGAGGAUUACUCGCUCAUCUCUUCUCCUCCCGCUUCCCUGAAAUCCGUGAUGACCUCAACCAAGUAGCCGAACUUCUCGACCCAGAUGAGCCUGUGAACUUUGACCCCCACAGAGAAGAGGCAGAUCCACUGCAAGUCAAUAGACUCCUCCUUCAGUUCCUGGCUUUUACCAGGGUCCAUCAGGCAGGUGUGGAUAUGGAAUGGCCGAGCAUGGUACAUUUUACUUUUCAGCUGUACCGCUUCCCUCCUGUCACCACACAGCGCCUCAAGCUUGUGGCAUCUGAGGCCAGUUCGAGGCCUGAUUACCCCUGCAUUCUGUCUGUUACUAACAGGGAUGGCAGCAUUGGAUCAGGUCCUCCUGGGCUGCAGUUGCAGUACUGUGUCGAUCCUGCCUUCCUAAAGCCUGGUGAGCGUAUAUGGUUUCUCCGCUACCUGGCACUGCACACCCUGCACAUAGACGUGUGGGACAGCGACUCGUUACUGCUCAUCGGAUCUGCCGCCGUUCAGCUGAAGCAUCUGUUGCGUCAGGGUCGAGCCGCUGUACAGGUGAUUCAUGAGCUGGAGGUCAUUAGCACUGAGUAUCUGCAGGAUGCCAGUCUGGCAAGAGAGCAUGCAGGUGGGCAGAGGGCCAUCCCUGCCAUGAGUGUCUAUACCAUUGUCAAAGGCAGGCUGCAUAUCCGACUCGGCAACAUCGGUGGUGUGGUGCAGAAAAACCCGAACUCGUCUGUUCUUCUCCCUCCAUCUCGCUCUCAUGUCAUUCAGCCCAGCCAGACUCCCACAGGCUUUCAAGGAGGCAGUCUGUCCGCAAACACUGUCCUCAACCUCAACGUUGUAGCACGGAAUGCGAGGCGGGCCCAGCGUCUGCCAGAUAUUGAUGGCGAGUUAGCUAGUCUUCUGCAGAGUCGGAUGAGAGGAGUGGAUGAUGCCUGGCUGCAGAGUCGAGGUGAGACAGAGGAAGUGCGUCAGAGGAAGAGUGACAGGAUGGCAGCUGUCCGUCAAUAUGAAGAAAACGCCACAUCCAACACACAUGAGAAAGCCAGCUAUAUGAGGAGAAAGGAGGAUCGGACACAGCACUCUCAAGACCUGCGUUUGAUAGAGGCCUAUCGAGAGCGCUGCAAAGUGGAAGGCAUUAUUAACAUGCUGAGCCAAGCCAUCACCACCACGCACACAAUCUAUGCAAUGCUCGGUACCGCUGAGUUCUUUGAAUUUGUGCUUAGGAACCCUUUCAACAUUCCUCAGACUGUUACCAUCGAGUGUGAAGACCCUGAGCUUAGUGUUAUAGUGAACGCUGAGGAAUGGAGGUAUUUUAAAGACUUGACAAAGAUGUGCACUCCUUUGGAGGUGGAGAUGUUUCACAUGAAGGAGGACAGCUCAACACCUCAGGUGUACUUGCGGCCAAGAGAGAACGUCCACAUCCCUCUGAAGUACCAGAGCUUUGUCUCUGGGCAUGUCAUGCUUUGUCAGGACUCAAAGACUUCUAACAGUCUACACUGUGCUCACCACCAGCAGUCUAACACAGUGAUGGCUAAAUUUAUCAAGGUAUUUUUCCGAGCAGAGGACAGUCAGCCACUGGCCAUCUGCCAAGUACGAGUAGAGCCGACUCCCCACAUAGUCGACCAGACCUUUCGCUUCUAUCAGCCCGAGCUCUCCUUCUUUAAGAAAGCCAUCCGGCUGCCUCCUGCUGAACCCGGCACACCAGAUGCUUGUUCCAGGCUCCAGGUGCGCUGCAGCGACCCCAAUGUGAUCUGCCACGUCAUCGCUACGGCUCCAGGAGAACCUCAGGACAUUUAUCUGAAAGUGCCAGGGGCUCCCAGUCCCCAGAUUAAAACAUUUGUCAUCACUGUGUUCAAUGAUCCCUGGCUGGCCUCCCCUACUCAAACGUGGCAGGUGUACAUGCAUUACCUGCAGAAAUUGGACAUUAGCUGUGUGUGUGGUACGCUCAGCUGGCACUCCCUGGUACUGCGUGGCACACAGAGCAUCCGCAAGGUCAAGUGCUACACUUCCCACCCUCUGGAGCUGCAGGUGGACCCAGAGGAAGUGUUUGCUCUCCCUGCUCUGGGUGUGCAAGACAUUAGGCUGGGAGUGAAGGCUCUGCACUCUGGGAGCUGCUUCCGCUACCUUAAUGUGGUGGAUGUGGACACAAGACAGCUGGUAGCAUCCUGGCUUCUGUGCCUCACCUUCAGGCAGCCUGUUAUAUCACGGGCCUUUGAGAUCCAAGUGCCUGUAGGGGGUGGAAGAGGCAGCAAUAAGAAGAUCGGCUUCACCAAUCCCUAUCCUUCCAACAGAGGAUUCAGGCUGUGCUCGGACCAUCCAGACCUACUGCAGUUCAAAGAGGAAAAGUUUCAGAUUGACGGAGGUGCGAGCUACAACAUCGGGUUGCGUUUUGCUCCCAGUCAGAGUGCCGGUACAGAAGAGAUCCUCGUCUUCAUCAAUGACCUGGAGGAUAAGAACGAGGAAACAUACUGCAUCAAAGUUGUCUACAGAUAACCCGAACAAACUGGCACAUGAAGCUGUAUUGCAUCAACAUCUUCAUCGACAUAACCUUUUUGAACUGAUAAUCUAUUUUGUAAUGAAAGUUCCGUUUUGAUAGAACUGUGAUAGAGAUCUCCUUAAAGUACGUCAGUUGCAUCUGAUCCUCAAGCCAGCUGUAUGUAUGAAUCGACAUCCAACACAGGAAAACAGAUGAAAGUCAAGCAGAAGGGUGUUUUUUUUUUGCUUGUUUGUUUUUAUACACAAAUGCAUAUGGAUGACACCUUUGAGAUCUGUGCACGCAUGAAGAUCGUGUACUAAGGAAGAGAUGGAAUAGAAAUCAUCAGCAUAGGUAUAUACCAUAAAUAAACAUUGAAAUCUGAAGCAGAAGGACUGUUCUUCACAAAUUCUGUGCCUGUUGUAGCCUUGUUGUUGUUUUUUUUUGUUUGUUUUUUUUUCCCCAACAGCUUCCUGACAUCCCAUAUUGAGACUCUAUAGAGAGCAAGCGUUUUUAUUUUCUUCUUUUUUCGAUAAACCAUUUCAAAUGAAUAUUUAUAACCUCAGGAAGUGACAUCAGUGUUCCUAGAACAUAUCUGGUUGCAAAGAACCAUACUCUGCACGCCUCUUUUUAUGUGACUGGCAGCUUGAUUUAAUGACAGGAUAUCCAAUUUAAAAUAAGGACCAUGUUGUUCAGUUGUCUGUAGCUAGCUAACUCAUCCAGCUCUACAUGAACAGCGCCCACUCGCAACAUCUUCUUCCUUCUUAGCCACGAACCAUGCUGAAUACUAUUUAGACACCAUUUGACAUACUCUAGCUUCACCAUACACAACACAAAUGCAAAUAUUUCCCACCUUUAAGGAAGUAAUUGUGAUGAACUUUAACCAACCAAUAACAAGGUAAAGAAUCACAUCAGAACAGGUCACCUCAGGUAAAAGUUUUAAGUCUGAUCCUUUAAAGGAUGGGUAAUGACAAUUAUUCAUUUAUUGUUAAGUUUUGUAUGUAUCUUGUUGUUUUUUCUUUUUGUUGUGACAGCGUUACAUUUGGUACAAUGGUGCCAACCAAAAUACUUUGGGAAGGGACAUGCGCAGUAAUGUUGUUGUUUGUCAAUGUUACUGUUUACCUCAUUGAAAUGAUCUGUAGAUUUCUGUUAGAGUUGUUAUUGGUGUACACAAAAUUCAAAUUCGAUACAACACAGUUAUGAUACAUUUUUGGUACAGCAUAAAUAACCAAGUUUCCAAUUUACAACAAUUCACAAGUACAAUAACUGAAAGUCUCUACUGAUAAAGUGUUUGUGGGCUCCAUUCAGACUCUUAGCAGCAUAUAACCAAAGAAAAGCUGUACAUUAAACUGUAACUGAUUUAGACAUGGUUAAUUAAAUGUUAUCGCUCUGGCUAAGA
Molecule: messenger RNA, 6061 nt
Organism: Ictalurus furcatus (blue catfish)
Lineage: Eukaryota; Metazoa; Chordata; Actinopteri; Siluriformes; Ictaluridae
Gene: nphp4
Product: nephronophthisis 4
Exons: 29
Coding region: 459-4682 (1407 amino acids)
Biological process (GO): negative regulation of canonical Wnt signaling pathway; protein localization to ciliary transition zone
Cellular component (GO): ciliary transition zone; ciliary base; ciliary basal body
Source: RefSeq, a predicted model, not a curated record